Molecule: messenger RNA, 1206 nt
Organism: Caenorhabditis bovis
Lineage: Eukaryota; Metazoa; Nematoda; Chromadorea; Rhabditida; Rhabditidae
Source: the annotation of a GenBank genome assembly
AUGACAUCGAUCGCGGUUGUGAACGGCCAGAAGCGCGAUAGCUCCGGCUCGACGGGAGCUGCACAAGUAGACACGACGACAGCGACAGCUCCGACGGCGCCGCAAUCCGAAGGAGCGAAUGGGAACAAUGGGGCAGCGGCGGCGGCGACGAAUGGACAGAAUGGAGGCGGUGCGAACGGAGCGCAGCAGAGAGAGCGACGAUGCGAAAUUUAUCGGUACACCUCCGACAAGCCGUUGUAUGCCGCCGCGUGGUCGUAUCGAACCGAUUCGAAAUUCCGUUUGGCCGUCGGAACGUGCGUCGAAAUGGCCCAAGGCAAUAAGGUCUCGAUCGUUCAACUCAAAGAGGAAACGCAAGAGCUCGCCGAAAUCGCGAGCUUCAAUCACGAUUUUCCGGCGAACGCCGUCGGCUUCAUUCCGGACCACGAGAACAAUUAUCCGGACCUUUUGGCGACGACCGGUGACUGUUUAAGAAUCUGGAAGGUGAACGGAAGCAACGUCGAACAGGAUGUGGCGCUCAAUAAUGCAACACAAUUCUCGGCGCCGUUGACGAAUUUCGAUUGGAACGAGACCGAUUUGAGAUUGAUGGGAACGUCGAGCAUCGACACGACGUGCACCAUUUAUGAUAUCGAGGUGGAAACUGCGAUCGCGGCAGUGAAGCCGACGUCAUUCACCGUCAAGACGCAAUUGAUCGCCCAUGACAAGCCGGUGCACGACAUCGGAUUCUCGAAGGUCAACAACGGACGGGACCAUUUCGCGACGGUCGGCGCCGACGGAAGCGCCCGAAUGUUCGAUUUGCGUCGAUUGGAGCACUCGACGAUCGUCUAUGAGGAUCCGCAGAAGACGCCGCUGAUGAGAUUGGCGUGGAACAAACAGGAGCCGUAUUAUUUGGCGACGUUCGCCCAGGAUUCGAAUGAGGUAGUGAUAAUUGACAUUCGAAUGCCGUGCAACGCGCUGACGCGCUUGAAGAACCACAACGGCGCGGUGAACGGCAUCGCGUGGGCCCCGCACAGUCCGCAUCACAUUUGCACGGCGGCCGACGACGCGCAAGCGCUCAUUUGGGACAUUCAACACAUUCCGAGGCCCGUCGAAGAUCCGAUUUUGGCGUAUUCGGCUGCCGGAGAGGUUAAUCAAGUGCAUUGGGGAUUUGUGCACAGCAACUGGAUUUGCAUUUGCUUCAACAAAUCGCUCGAGAUUCUGCGAGUCUAA